Tribolium madens (black flour beetle) is the source of this 591-nucleotide messenger RNA. RefSeq names its product cytospin-A-like. The coding region runs from base 1 to 591 and encodes 196 amino acids. Gene Ontology annotation, molecular function: protein binding. NCBI's taxonomy places the organism in Eukaryota, Metazoa, Arthropoda, Insecta, Coleoptera, Tenebrionidae. Gene Ontology annotation, cellular component: microtubule organizing center; filamentous actin. The transcript has 3 exons. Gene Ontology annotation, biological process: actin cytoskeleton organization. The record is from RefSeq and is a predicted model, not a curated record.
AUGGCGUCGGAUGUGAGGAGUCCCUCAAGUCCGAUUGAGACGCUACGAACGCCGACGGAGUGGGCCGAACCGAAGACUCCGCUUAAAGAACAACAACCGAAUAAGUUGAAUCGGGAAUGGGGGAAGGCUGUGAUUGCGGAGAUGGGGAAGAAUGAGGAGGGGUUUAGGGAGGCGAUUCUGCAAAAGGGGUUGGAUUACUCCAGGAGGAAUAGCUAUUCGGAUAUAAGCGAGCGCAAGGACCCCCUGAACGGGUUGGUGAAGAACGGCGGUUCGAAACGCAACGCCCUUUUGAAAUGGUGUCAGAACAAAACCGUGGGUUACCGAAACAUCGACAUAACGAAUUUCAGCAGUUCAUGGAAUGACGGUUUGGCCCUUUGCGCCCUUCUUCACACCUAUCUUCCCGAUCGCAUCCCUUACGACAGUCUCACACCGCAAGAAAAACGAAGAAACUUUUCAUUAGCAUUCAGCGCGGCUGAAAGUGUCGGAAUUCCGACUACAUUGAAUAUUAACGACAUGAUCCAAUUAGAACGUCCCGAUUGGCAACAAGUGAUGGGGUACGUGACUGCGAUUUAUAAACAUUUCGAGACUUAA